This is a messenger RNA of Striga hermonthica, 2223 nucleotides long. The record is from the annotation of a GenBank genome assembly. NCBI's taxonomy places the organism in Eukaryota, Viridiplantae, Streptophyta, Magnoliopsida, Lamiales, Orobanchaceae.
AUGGAAAAUCACUCCACAUCAAAAUCACUUCCCCUGCUCACUCUCCACCUCAUCAUACUCCUUUCCUUCGCCCUCGUAAAACCCGGGUCGUCGUGCCACCCAACCGACAAACAGGCCCUCCUCGAGUUCAAGAAAAUGAUAACCAACGACCCGUCCCACCUCCUCGAUACGUGGGACCCAAACAACGACUGCUGCGACACAUUUGAGGGAGUCUCGUGCGACCGCAAAACGGGUCGGGUCGUUAGCCUCACCCUCUUCUCGGAAGAUGACCCCGACGACUCUUCCUUGUCCGGAAAACUCUCCCCUUUCCUCGGCAACCUCACUUCCCUCCGAAUCCUCGACCUCAACAACCUCAAAUACCUAAGUGGGCCCAUCCCGACCGAACUCGGCCGCCUGGUUCACCUGAAUUACAUGUUCCUCAACAAAAACAAACUCACCGGCCCGAUUCCAGCCACCUUACGGAACCUGGCCUGUUUACAAAAAUUGGUUCUUGACAACAACUUCCUUGGGGGCCAAAUCCCAUCCGACCUUUUCAUCGGCAUGACCUCACUGACGGUUUUGGGUCUCUCGUUCAAUGUAUUUUCCGGCCCGAUACCUCCGUCGGUCGGGAAAUUGACCUCGCUCGCCAGCCUCGAUCUCCACAAGAACAUCUUCUCGGGAAAUGUGCCCGAAACUAUCGGCGCGCUCAAAAAUCUGACGUACGCUGAUUUUUCCAGCAACCGGAUGACCGGAAAAAUCCCGGAGUCCAUCGGCAGACUUCAUUUGCUCGUUGUUUUGUACCUGAACAACAAUGGCUUCACUGGAGAAAUACCUUUCUCCAUCGGCGAGCUCAGAUCACUGAAGGUUAUCAGUUUGUCGAAAAAUCAUCUGACAGGGCAGAUACCCCCGUCGAUCGGGAACCUGACGGGGCUCAAAAGCCUGCCUUUGGAAAACAAUCAGCUUAGUGGAACACUACCUGAAACACUAGGCCAACUCAUUAGCCUAGGAAACAUUAAUUUCUCUAACAAUCGUUUUACAGGAAAUAUUCCUUCCAGUUUGGGAAAUUUGAAGAAGUUAGAGAGCCUAGAUUUAUCAAGAAACAAACUUUCAGGCCCGAUCCCAUAUACAUUCCUUAAAUUGAAGCUCCUACAGAUUCUUGAUCUGUCUUUCAAUCCUCUAAUGCUCAAUAAAUUUCCCGAUUGGCUUAAAAGUCUAAGCCUUUAUGAACUGCGGCUCGCGAGCACAGGACUCGAGGGAGAACUGCCCAACAGCUUGUCUUUAUUUUCUUCCCUAUAUGUUCUUGAUUUAUCGAGUAAUUCCCUAAAAGGGAAACUACCUUCAUGGAUUGGAAAAAUGACAAACCUUUCCUAUCUAAAUUUGUCCAACAAUCAUUUCGACUCCUCUGUUCCAGUCGAGUUCAAGAACCUCCUCUUCUUAACCGACCUCGAUCUCCACUCGAACAGCCUCUCGGGAAAUUUAAACGCGCUUUUCAAAAAAUCAUCCCAAUAUACGCUUGGGAUGUACUCCUCGAUCGACCUUUCUAACAACAUGUUCAGUCUGCCCAUCGACGAGGACAUCGGGAACAAGCCAGUCAUGAAAUACGUCAAGACUUUGAUUUUGUCCGGCAACCCUUUGGGCGGUAAAAUACCGACAUCGCUCGGGAAGUUGAGGUAUUUGAGGAAGCUCGAGAUGGAGAGAAACAGGCUCGUCGGCGGAAUACCCAUGGAGGUUUUGAAUCUCAUGUAUCUCAAGAGUUUUAAUGUCUCGUACAAUCGUUUGAGUGGGAAAAUACCGGCUCAUAAGGUGUAUAUUCCGGCCUCGGCUUUCGAGGGGAAUGUCGGUUUGUGUGGGGUACCGCUUCCUCCGUACAUCGGGGAAAAGCCCGUCAUGGAAGAAAUUGAGACUUUGAUUUUGUCCCACAACCCUUUAGGCGGGAAAAUACCGAAAUCACUUGGGCAGUUGAGCUAUUUGACGAGGCUCGAGAUGGAGAAAAAUGGGCUCGUCGAUGGAAUACCGAAAUCGCUCGGUAACACAAGCGCGCUCGAGGCUAUUCUUUUGUCGGGGAACGGAUUGAGUGGCGGGAUUCCUAAGGAGGUUUUGAAUCCCGAAUAUCUCGAGAGUUUAAAAGUAUCGUACAAUCGUCUCAUGAGCGGGAAAAUACCGGCUCAUAAGGUGGUUAUUCCGGCCUCGGCUUUCAAGGGGAAUGCCGGUUUGUGUGGGAAACCGCUUCCUCCGUGUAAGUAA